AUGACUGUGCAAAGAGAUGAGACGGCGGCCAUGGAACGACGGAGACCCAGUUGGCGGCACCUUGGUUGGAUGUUUGUAACCUACUUAAAGGAUUACUGCGCCAAUUGUACGCUGGUGGGUUUCUCCUACAUAGCCAAUUCCAGGCUCCAUCCAACGGAACGCAUUGUCUGGCUGAUUUGUGUCGUACUCUCGGCCAUGGGCUGCUACUAUCUGAUCGACGACUAUCAGCGCAGUUUUCCCGUACGCGCUGUCAGCAUUGUUUACGAGAGUUUGCCACCGUUUUCCAACUGGAAGUUCCCCACUGUCAGCGUGUGCGAAGUUGUCUACAAAUACGAUCUGGGCACCGAAGUGGAGGAUUAUGUGAAAAGCUUGGGUGGCGAUGUUGAUGGCGACUAUAACUAUGAUGUGGAGACACAUGUCUCAUUUAUACUGUUUCCCCAUCAAUAUCACGAGGGCACCAUCAAGUCGCAUUGCCAGCCCAACGAAAAUUGCGCGGGUUGUGCCACCUGCCCGGACACGGGCUAUAGGGAGCUGUUGGCGAGGUUUGGUGCCAACUGCUCGGAUGUCUUCAUCCAGUGCAAGCUCUCCGAUCGCGAGUUCGACUGCUGUCAGUACUUUUUGCCGCUGAUCACGCCCUUUGGUCGCUGCUAUUUGCUCAACUCGCUGCAGAACAAUGUGCGCGGCUCGGAGCACUGGCUGCCCAAUAUACUGGCGCCCGGCACAGAGCGUGCGCUGAUGAAUCUGCUCACCCAUCGACCCGUGCAGGUGAAUCUGUUGAACGAGGAGGACAUACCGCACACCGCGCUGGCAGCUGUUGGGGUAAGUGUCACGGAUCCUGGGCAACACAAAACCUUUCAGUUCAACAUGGAGUCCAUGGAGAACGAUCAGGAUGUGCAUGAGAUAGAGCCGCAGGCCAGGAACUGCUACUUUCCGGAGGAGGUCCUGCCGUUUAGUGUGUACAAAGCGUACAGCUUCAGCACCUGCAUCACGGACUGCACGCGACAGUUUCAGAUGCGAAUGUGCGGCUGCACGCCGUACAUGAUGAAUCCCUUUGCUGAUCCACGCUUUCCCGACUGCGAUCUGGCGGGCUUCAAUUGCUUGGAAUCACAUUUCAUGGUCAAGCCGGACGCCAAGCUGCUGCUGGGCAAAAAGAAUGGCAAAACCAAUUGCGAGUGUCUGCCAUCGUGCAACGAGGGCGACAUACGAGCCAUCUACGAGUCGGUGUCUGACUUCAAUCGCAGCAGCACGGCGCGGAAUAUUACGCUCUCCAUGCCUGCCCUGCCCACGGAUCAGUAUCGGCGGCAGGCGCUGCGCACACGCCUGGACGUGGUCGUGUCCGUGGGCGGCAUGUUGGGUCUGUUCCUCGGCGCCAGCAUACUCAGCGGCAUUGAAUUUAUUCACUACUUCACAGUGCGAGCGCUGAGCAACGCUGUGAGGGCGCGGCAGGAACGCGUUUAAUUGGUGGAGUGCUAGGAGCUGCCCAAAGCAGACAGGCAGCAGAUAAACGGAGAAUGAAA
This is a messenger RNA of Drosophila subobscura, 1517 nucleotides long. It is a transcript of the gene ppk15, whose product is annotated as acid-sensing ion channel 2. Gene Ontology annotation, biological process: sodium ion transmembrane transport. The transcript has 5 exons. The coding region runs from base 1 to 1458 and encodes 485 amino acids. Gene Ontology annotation, cellular component: membrane. The record is from RefSeq and is a predicted model, not a curated record. Gene Ontology annotation, molecular function: ligand-gated sodium channel activity. Lineage: Eukaryota; Metazoa; Arthropoda; Insecta; Diptera; Drosophilidae.